Molecule: messenger RNA, 1101 nt
Organism: Geosmithia morbida
Lineage: Eukaryota; Fungi; Ascomycota; Sordariomycetes; Hypocreales; Bionectriaceae
Product: Threonine dehydrogenase or related Zn-dependent dehydrogenase
Exons: 2
Coding region: 1-1101 (366 amino acids)
Biological process (GO): butanediol biosynthetic process
Cellular component (GO): cytoplasm
Molecular function (GO): zinc ion binding; (R,R)-butanediol dehydrogenase activity
Source: RefSeq, a predicted model, not a curated record
AUGAAUGCCCAAUCUCAAACAAUCAAGGCCGUGCGCUAUCACGGCAAAGAGGACGUCCGUAUCGAGGACAUCGCCAGGGCGACCAUCAAGCCGGGCCAGGUGCGCAUCGCCCCCAAGUUCUGCGGCAUCUGCGGCACCGACGUGCACGAGUUCACGGACGGCAACAACCUGAUACCUGAGCCGGGCAGCCCCCACCCCAUCACGGGCGAGACGCAUCCCCUGACCCUCGGCCACGAGUUCUCCGGCUUCGUCGAGGAGGUGGGCGAGGGCGUGGCCGGCAUCAGGGUGGGGGACAAGGUCUGCGUGCAGCCCAUCAUCUACGACGGCGACUGCCGGUCGUGUAAGCGCGGCCUGGUCAACUGCUGCGACCGCAACGGCUUCAUCGGCCUGAGCGGCUGGGGUGGCGGGCUGUGCCAGUCCACGGUCGUGCCCGAGUCGUGCGUCAAGGUCCUGCCCGACGGCGUGCCGCUCCGGGUCGGCGCCCUCGUCGAGCCCCUCUCGGUCGCCUGGCACGCCGUCAAGACGUCCCCCUACCGGGAGGGCGGCUCGGCCUCGGCCCUCGUCGUCGGCGGCGGCCCCAUCGGCCUCGCCGUCGUCCAGACCCUCGUCGGCCGCGGGUGCCCCAACAUCAUCGUCAGCGAGAUGAGCGCCAAGCGUCGCGAGUUCGCCAGCCAGUUCGGCGCCCACCACGUCCUCGACCCGGCCUCGCAGGACGUCGUCGCCGAGGUCAGGAGGCUGACCGGCGGCGCCGGCGCCGACGUCGGCUUCGACGCUGCCGGCUCCCAGCACGCCAUCGAUACCGCCUUCGAGGCCCUCAAGGCCAGGGGGACCCUCGUCAACAUUGCCGUCUGGGGGAAGAGGGCGGCCAUCGACAUGAACGAGAUUGUCUUUCGUGAAAAGUCCUACCUCGGAGUUGCUACCUUCAGCUUGGGAGACUUCGAAGAGGUCAUCGAGGCCAUCGCUUCGGGUCGUAUGGACCCUACCGGCAUGAUCACAAAGACCAUCACGAUGAAUGAUAUCGUCUCCGAAGGCUUCCACACUCUCAUCAAUGACAAGGACUCGCAUGUCAAGAUUCUCGUCGACAUUGAUGCCAGCACAUAG